This is a messenger RNA of Prunus armeniaca (apricot), 273 nucleotides long. The record is from the annotation of a GenBank genome assembly. NCBI's taxonomy places the organism in Eukaryota, Viridiplantae, Streptophyta, Magnoliopsida, Rosales, Rosaceae.
AUGAGGGCAUCUGUGGCAACGACUCAGACCUUCACCCAGAAGUGCGAUAAGUGUCAGCGAUUUGCCAACAUCCCACAACUUCUAGCUGAGCCAUUGACAGCCAUGGUCAGUCCUUGGCCAUUCGCCCAAUGGGGACUUGACCUCAUCAGACCUAUGCCUGAGGGCAAGGGCCAAGUCAAGUAUGCAGUUGUAGCUGUGGACUAUUUCACCAAGUGGGCUGAAGCUGAAGCCUUAGCCAGCAUCACUGCAGCUCGCAUUGAAACUUUUGUUUAG